GGGCAGUUCAUCCUGAGCCAGCGGCUGCGGCGGCAGCUGGGGCUGGGGCGGCUGUGGCGGCGCCUGGCAGGCUCCGCCAACCCCUUGGGAGCGGGGGAUGGGCUCCGGGCGCGGAGAAACUCCCUCAACAUCCAUCUCCAUCUUCCCAUUCACUGGAGGGCAAGACAAAAGCGGAGCGGAGACUUGGCAGCGGCGCCCGGCAGCUCCUCAGCUGCCCGUGGCACGCAUGGCUCGCCGAGGAGGGGCCGCCUCCCGCGCGCCCGCCCUCCUGCCACCCUUCGCCCGCGCUCCCCGCGGCUCCGCUCGCCUGCUCGGCUCCGGCACUAGCGGCGUCUGGGCCGGGGAGCCCGAGGAGUGGGUGGCCGCGUGUCCUUGGAGCGCUGGCCUUCAGGCGCCCCCGGCAGUCCCGCUAAGCAGAGCGCAUCCCGGCGGCGGCGGCGCCUCCCCGCGCUCCCAGCCUCAGGGCCGCUCGAGGACUUGCUCUCCAGCCCGGCCCACGCUCCUCGCCGCUUUCCAGCGUCUCUUGGGGCCCCUCGGCGUUUCCCCUCCCUACCAACCUUCUGAACAAAGUUGCUGGAAGAACAAACCUGAUCGCCGGGAUAUGCCCGGCCAAACUGGCAGGAAUAGGGACUGUCAGGUGUAAGUGAAAUCUACGGUCCCCGCCCGCUGACCAAGCGACAACCCUCCCCAACGCAAAGGAGCCGAGGAAAGGAGGGAUCUCCGACCUGGGCGAGGUGGCAGCGGCGAGGACUAGAAAGAGUGUGGAAAUAAAAAUCACAUGUCAGUUCAGAGAGAAGCAGGAAUAGCUGACUGGAAUCUCAAAAUCAGCUCAAUGGAUAAUGACAAAAGUGUUAACUUCUGUGACACCAUCCUCUGAAGAUGAAACCAUAAUGUCAUCAGGGGUGGUGUUAAAUGCCAGCCUGAAAAGAAAGUGGAAGAGACUGAUACGGUGGAAUGCAAGGACACUGGAGCCCUGAGAGCAGCCUAUUGUCUUUGCUUGGUAUUUACAGCUAUUCAUUAGCUAUUCUUUAUCUAUUCUUUAGCAAAGCCCUCUGAACCAGAUUCAUUUCUUUUUUUAAUGAGAAAACAGAAAGAAAAUCAAGGAAUGAGCUCAAAGUAACCAAAAAAACUUUCCAGUAGUGAGAUAAACAAAUGUUACCAUGAGUCUGAAAGCUAGAAUUCUACAGGGAGAAGAAAUAUAUGGCCUCUGCUAAUUUUAACUAGGACCAUUGCC
This is a messenger RNA of Saimiri boliviensis boliviensis (Bolivian squirrel monkey), 1234 nucleotides long. NCBI's taxonomy places the organism in Eukaryota, Metazoa, Chordata, Mammalia, Primates, Cebidae. The record is from RefSeq and is a predicted model, not a curated record.